This is a messenger RNA of Marmota flaviventris (yellow-bellied marmot), 2848 nucleotides long. It is a transcript of the gene Ninj1, whose product is annotated as ninjurin 1. Gene Ontology annotation, cellular component: membrane. The record is from RefSeq and is a predicted model, not a curated record. Gene Ontology annotation, biological process: tissue regeneration; cell adhesion. Lineage: Eukaryota; Metazoa; Chordata; Mammalia; Rodentia; Sciuridae.
ACAGCCGCGGACCCGGCGGCAGAGGCGCGGGCGGGUUCAGGCCCGGAGCUAGGCGGCCCGCGCGGUCGCACCAUGGAUUCGAGCACCGAGGAAUACGAGCUCAACGGCGACCUGCGCCCGGGCUCGCCCGGCUCCCCCGAUGCCUCGCCGCCGCGAUGGGGCCGGAGGAACCAGCCCAUCAACAUGAACCAUUACGCCAACAAGAAGAGCGCAGCCGAGAGCAUGCUGGACAUUGCGCUGCUGAUGGCCAAUGCGUCCCAGCUGAAGGCCGUGGUGGAGCAGGGCCCCAGCUUUGCCUUCUUCGUGCCCCUGGUGGUCCUCAUCUCCAUCUCCCUGGCUCUGCAGAUCAGCGUGGGCGUGCUGCUCAUCUUCCUCGUCAAGUACGACCUUAACAAUCCGGCCAAGCACGCCAAGCUGGACUUCCUCAACAACCUAGCCACGGGCCUGGUGUUCAUCAUCGUGGUGGUCAACAUCUUCAUCACGGCCUUUGGGGUCCAGAAACCCGUGAUGGACGUGGCACCCCGGCAGUAGGGCAGCCAGAACCCUGAAUGGCAACUGCCCCACAGCCUGGCUGCCCAGAGCCCAGGAGCCACCGUGCCCUGAGAUGUCCACCACUGUGUGGAGCACUCCCCAGACCUGCCAGAGCCCAGGCUGCUCUCGACUAGUCUGUGUCCUGGGACGAGCCUCUGUUCUGACUGUGACUGCCCCAUAGAAGGCUACUCUUGUCAUGUGGGGCCUGGAUGUAAGGCCCAGAAGGUCAGAACUGGACAGUCCCACAGACAUGCAGCAGGUCCGUGGAUGGGCCGGAUGGAGGGGCCAGCAGUGGCCUCUAUCUCAGGACAUUCGCGAAAGACAAGGCGAUUCCCCUCCCUUUGCUGAUGCACCAGCAGACCUAUUUCCCAUGGGGCCUUGCCAGGUGGCUCUGGUGACUGCUGCCUCAUCCAUUUCCUAACUGGGGACACUGGAUAGCCAGCACCACCUGUUGGCCUUAGUGGUGGCCACUGCUCUGGCUUCAGUGCCUGGGCUUAGUGGCCAUCAAAAGGCGGCUGUGCCUGUGUGGGCCAUCACCCUCCCCGUGCCCUCCAACCAGCAGUGGCCCUGCAAAGCCCAGCCCCUCCUCAGGGGUCCAAACCCCACUUUUCUAAUCAGGAAUGAUUAAUAAAGCUUGUGCUUCUCCCUGCUGGGCUCCGUGCACCAUCCUCCCCCUCCUGGGGUGGGACCCUGCCACGGCCCCCUCUCCUUGCAGGGGCCUGGGAGCACUGAGUUUCAGCCAGGGCUGCCUUCCCCAGAACGCUGGGUUUGGGGAGCUCUUUGGCUCCCAUCUCGACUCAGGGUGAGAUUUAGAGGCAGAGAGGCCAGGGUUUGAAGCUCCAAGGCCUUGCUUGCCUUCAUUUCUUUGUGCACAGGCAAAAUCCCCAGGAAGUUUGCAAGAAUAAAGAAUCCCCUUACACACUUGUGAACAUUUUGCCAAGUGUGUCCUUAGCUGUCCCAGAACCUGCACCUCCACAGCCUUUGUGACCCACCCACACUGGGUACCUACUAUGUGGCAGAGGGUGGGCUGGCCUCCAGGGUGUGGGGCCUGAGUGCCAUAGGUCCUGGGGUCCCAGCAGCUUGAUGUACUUGGACUGCCGAGUGCUUCUGUGCAAAGUGGUAGAGAUGGGACCUUUGCUGACCUACCAGAGCUGUCCCAUCAGCUCUGAUGUGUGGGACAAGUGCACACUACCCUGUCCCCAUGCCCAGGGACCCUGCUCUGUCAUUUGUAGCAACAUAAGAUAAAAAAAAAACCUUGCCUGGAUCCCACAUGGCCUGUGCCACCUCAUCUGAGCUCAGAGCGGGUGCUUGAACUCUCCCAGGCCCUGCGAUGGCCCUCAGUCUUGCUCAGGUGAAGUGUUUCUAAGACCACGGGGUCGGGGACUGGAGGGUGGUUUCAUCAGGAUUGUCCCAAAGUGUUUUUUAACUUGGGGACUCUGGUGCUGGAUGACGGCUGCCCUCCCCAGGGAGUGGGGGAGGGGCAGCCUGUGUAAUGAGUAUGGGGAACUAACUGUCAUCUAUGGCCUGGGCAGGGGCCCCUCAUGGAAUUCCAGCACUCUCUCCAUUUAAUGCAUGUCUGUGCUGUGCCAGCCCACUUUCUGCUGUUCCAAGUCUAUUGGUACUUCCCCACAGUGGUGUCCAGCACUGCCCUGGUCAGCAGGGAUAUCCUCUUUGGGAGGAGACAAGCUAGGAUCCUGUCCUAGACUGGAGCCUCCUGCCUGGUAGAAUCCCUUACCCAGCAGAAACUGGCUCCUAGCCCUUGUUCUCUUUUUCCAGGUCCCCAGCCCUUCACUCACCACCCCCAGCACCCCACUGUAUCUCCCAGCCCCUCUGCCCCCCACCUCCCUCUGGCAUUGCCCCUGCACCCUGCUACGGGAUACCCCGUCAUGAUUCCCUCCAGAUGAGACACCUGGGCCUCUCUCACCAGCCUCUGUCCUCUCCUCCAAGCAGCCUCCCCAAGACACAGGGUGGGGGCAAGAGCCUCUCCCAACGCCCCCACUCCCCAUUCUUUCCUUGUCCAUCUGCGUGUCAAACCUGGAGUGACUCUAGCACCUGGUGCCUUAACCCGGUCACAUAAGCCCCCAGCAGUCUCAGGUGUGAUUGACCAAUCAGGUCCCGAAAUGACUGACAAGUGAAAGUGCUUAUGGCUAAAAUGGUCUGAAUCUGGGCUUGGCUUUAAAAUACUCCCGGGGACCCAAAGUAGAGGAAAUGGACGGAACCCGAUGGAUUUGUGCUGACAUCUGUAGACCCGGGGGCUCAGACACUGCCCUUUCUGCUUUUGUUAAUGUCUGUCCUAUAAAGAGAGUUUUUAAAGGUA